This is a messenger RNA of Brugia malayi, 750 nucleotides long. RefSeq lists its product as uncharacterized. The record is from RefSeq and is a predicted model, not a curated record. Lineage: Eukaryota; Metazoa; Nematoda; Chromadorea; Rhabditida; Onchocercidae. Gene Ontology annotation, cellular component: nucleus. Bases 1 to 750 code for a protein of 249 amino acids. Gene Ontology annotation, molecular function: mRNA binding. Gene Ontology annotation, biological process: regulation of RNA splicing. The transcript is spliced from 6 exons.
AUGUCAAAGCGUGGAUUAAAUGAUUUUUUUACAUCAUUAUCGAGUACCACAGGUGGUGGAAAUUUAUUAGCAACAAAUUUACAUGGCGUUACAUUAGAUAGUGAAGCUAAAAAGGCUAAAUUAGAUUAUUCAGUGAAUUUAUUAGCAACAGCUAGUGGAAUGGUACUACCAUCAAUGCAACAGCAACUUCUUUCAGCUAUUGCAUUUGCUAAUGGCGCACAAUUUUUACAAAAUUCCGCUUUUUUAACUCAACCAUUUAUUAAUGCUAAUACGAUAACUUCUACUGCUACUAAUACUAAUAGUAGUAGUAGUAGUAGUAGCAGUACUACUAUAAGUAACAAUAUGGCUGCGACAACAUCAACUGGUUUAACAAGUGGUAAUAUUGGACAUUCAUCAUAUCAUAUUUCACGUGUGGUACAUCUUCGAAAUAUACCAUCCGAUAUGACUGAUUUAGAAUUAAUUCAUUUUUGUAUGCCUUAUGGAAAGCUUAUUAAUUAUUUAUUACUUAGAGGAAGAAAUCAGGCAUUUGUGGAAUAUGAAGAUGAAAGAAGCGCCCAAACUUUAGUUACAGUAAAUAUAGCAUGUCCAGUAGCUAUCCGUGACAGGACAAUAUUUUGCCAAUUUUCCACUCAUCAAGAAUUGAAAACCAAUCGUCGUCUUCGUACUGAUAGCAAUUGUUCUAAUCUUAUCAUUGAUCAAGAUGAUAAUGAGGUUUGUUUACAUCUAAAUGCAUUUCUUUUUUGCUCCUAA